UCUUAGGAGAGCUAUGUCGAUCUCUCCCACGGAUAUACUGUUGGUAGUGAGUAGUGUGGACGAAGGACUGCUGGGACAUCAACGUGAUUAGAAGCAUCAGCUUUACAAAACUCUCCCACCCACGGAACUCUUCGCUGUCACGUCUCACAAUCGAUUCUACUCCUGAAUUUGUAAACCAUUUCUCAACCAAUAUGACUGUAACACAGAAUCAGAUCCAGUACUCUCACGAUGAGAGUCUGGAGUUUCCAUUCCUGCCACCGUUUCCCAAGGACGUUCCCAUCGCUCCACUUUUGCGCAUCAGUCUGAAGAAGCUCCUGGCCCAUGACUCCACAGAGGAGGAUAAUCUCUUCCGUGCCUGCCGUGAGCUUGGUUUCUUCUAUCUCGAUGUCGGCAGUGCCGCAGAUGAUGAGACGAUCGAUGGCAAAUUGCUUUUGAAGGAUGUCGACUCGCUUUUCGACUUGUCAGAAGGCAUCUUCAAACUCCCUACAAAGGAGAAGCAAAGCUAUGACUUCAACGACGAGCACUCAUACUUCGGAUACAAAGGCGUCGGUGAUGGCAUCAUCGACAAGGAAGGGAAUCCCGACCGGAAUGAGUUCUGGAACGUCUCAAAGAACGACAUUCUUGGCAUCUCGGAUCCUAUCCCCAACCCGGAAGUCCUGAGGAAGGAAGAGAAUCGAGCGCUGGCAAAGUCGUACAUCUUGCGAUCACACGCCGUCGUCACACUCAUCCUUCGAAUCCUGAACGAUCGUCUCGGUCUGCCAGAGGGAACGCUGCAGAAGCACCAUCGCCUGAACGCCAUCAGUGGAGAUCAGGUGAGGUGGGUGCGCUUCCCACCCCAAAAGAUGGACGAGAAGCAGAUCGCGUUCGGCGAACACACAGACUUCGGUACCUUGACUCUCUUGUUCAACCGUCUAGGCGGUCUGCAGAUCCGUCUUCCGGGCGAAACCGAAUGGGAUUAUGUGAAGCCGCUCAAGGGUCACUGCGUUGUCAAUAUCGGUGAUGCUCUCGUCAAGUUCACUGCCGGUGUACUACGAUCCAACGUAAGUCACUUCAUGAUAUUAGACCAAAAGGAAGGAAGCUAAUCAAUUCAGAUCCAUCGGGUUGUUUCACCUCCGGGCGAGCAAGAGAGUUAUGUCCGCGACAGCGUCGUCUAUUUCAA
Molecule: messenger RNA, 1159 nt
Organism: Dissoconium aciculare CBS 342.82
Lineage: Eukaryota; Fungi; Ascomycota; Dothideomycetes; Mycosphaerellales; Dissoconiaceae
Product: Clavaminate synthase-like protein
Exons: 1
Coding region: 192-1082 (296 amino acids)
Molecular function (GO): dioxygenase activity
Source: RefSeq, a predicted model, not a curated record